GUGUUACUGGGUAGGCGGGCUGUUCUCUGUGUUGAGUUUGUUUAGUAGAGCAAGAGCAACGAUUUCGCUUUUGUUUUCUCUGAUUUCCAGUCGCUGAACUGUAUCGUUCGGCUGAUCAUUCAAUAAAACCAGGCACAGACAGCACUUUGUUGCUCUGCACACAGGGUACUUGCAUUGGUCGCUGCUCGAUGGAAAAAGUGUAACCAUGUUCAGUUUUGAGGGAGAUUUCAGGAGAACGCCCAAGGUGUCCCUUGGGGGUGCUAGCAGAAAAGAGGAAAAAGCGUCACUUCUUCAUCGAACACAAGAAGAAAGAAGGAAAAGGGAGGAUGAGAGGAAAAGACUAAAAAAUGCAGUCAUCAUUCAGUCAUACAUAAGGGGAUACCAAGACAGAAAACAGCAAUAUGCCAUUCAGAGGGGCUGCUUUGACCGCUGUGUGUGUCAGUGCCAGUCAGGCUCUGGCCCUCAACUCACAGACAGUGCCAUACUCAGCCAACUUGUUCGCCAGCUUCUCUUUUUUUACAGACUAAGAGAAGACCGACACAGAAUGAUCUGGAUGUGUCAGAGUUUGGUAAAGCAUCAUGCUCAGUUCGUGAAGCUGCUGACGGGGCCAGAAAGACAGAGCUGCCUUUUUCAGAUCAAGAGGAUACUGGGGCACUGUUGCAGGUUAUUGCAAGCAUGUGAAGAUGACAGUCUGAAUGUGACCGUCCCGAUGCGGAUGCUGGAGGUGUUUUUAUCUGAGAGAACCUACUUGCCCUUUCUACAGGAUGAAAACUGUGUCACUGCACUUAUUGAACAAAUAUUGCACUAUAUGGUAGAGAAAGGAUACUACAGAACUCUGUAUGUUUUAGUGAAUCACAAGUUGCCAUCGAGUCUAGAGUAUAGUGAUGCCCCUUCUAUUCCACUGGCACAAACGCUGCUGGAACACACACUCAAGCCUCUGCACUUUACAUACAGCUCCUGCCCCCCAGAUACCAGGCAGUUUGUUUUUUCGGCCUUCACUGAGGAGUUCAUUUCAGUGCCUUUCACUGAACAAAUCUAUCAUUUCUUCGUGCCAGCUUUGUCAGACCCAAAACUAGCUUUCCCAUUUCAGAACUUCCUUUGGUCACUUCAGGCCACCAUAGCCUCCUCUGUCCAGGCUCGAGCUCAGGCUCCCUGGCUCUUUUACUUUGUGCUAUCAGUUGGAGAAUCAGGACUGGGUUCAAUCUCCGAAGAAGGGUUGCUGUUGUACUUGAAUGCGCUACAGACUCUAUUGCCAUUGUUGCCAGUGACGGAGUGCAGCAGUAGAGCUGACAUCAACACUGAUUCAGAAGAUGAGGAAGAAAUGACCGUACAGCCUCCUGCUGCGCAGGAUGGCAGUUGGAUAUCUGUGCAUUAUAUAACAGAGGAGUGUGUACAGAAGUUGGACACCAAGCAGCAGACUAAUGCUCUGCUAACAUUAGUGUGGAGAGACUCGGCAAGUGAAGACAUCUUCACCAUGAUGGCCUCCAUCUGUCACACGCUGAUGGUGCAACAUCGUAUGAUGGUGCCCAGAGUCAGGCUUUUGUACAGUUUAGCCUUCAACGCUCGCUUUCUUAGACACCUAUGGCAUUUAAUCACAUCUAUGAAGACUAAAAUAAUCACAGGCUCUAUGGUUCCCUUGUUGCAGGUGAUGUCUCGAGGUUCUCCAAUGUCUCUGGAGGACGCCAACAGGAUCAUCCCUCUCUUCUAUCUCUUCAGUUCACUCUUCAGUCAUUCACUCAUCUCUGUGCAUGACAGCGAGUUCUUUGGCUCAGCAGAUGGUCAGAGCCAGUCGUCGAUGAUGCCCUUCUCUCUGGCGGAGUUGGUGACAUUGUCUCGGUGUUUGCGGGACGCGUGUCUGGGAAUCAUUAAGCUGGCCUAUCCUGAGACUAAGACGGAGCACAAAGAGGAGUAUGUAGCGGCAUUUCGUAGUGUCGGGGUGAAAACUAACAGCCAAGUUCAGCAGCACAUUCAAGCUCAGCAGAAACGAUGGGUCCAGCUCUUUAAGGUGAUUACCAACCUUGUGAAAAUGCUGAAAGCCCGAGAUAUUCGAAGACCGUUCUGUCCAUCGGGUCAUUGGCUGUCUGAGGAGGUCAACAUCAGAGCAGACAAGGUGACUCAGCUCUAUGUGCCCUCUGCGAGACAUGUGUGGAGAACCAGGAGAAUGGGACGAAUCGGACCGCUUCAGUCCACAUUAGAUGUUGGACUGGAGCCUCCACCGUUGUCAGUAUCAGAGGAGAGACAUUUGGCAAUCCUCACCGAACUUCCAUUUGUUGUGCCCUUUGAAGAGAGAGUGAAGAUCUUUCAGAAGUUGAUCUAUGCUGAUAAGCAUGAAGUGCAAGGAGAGGGCCCUUUUUUGGAUGGCGUUAAUAUCACCAUUCGACGGAACUACAUCUAUGAAGAUGCUUACGACAAAUUAUCCCCCGAGAAUGAGCCUGAUCUUAAGAAGAGGAUCAGGGUUCAUUUGCUCAAUGCACAUGGGCUAGAUGAAGCUGGCAUUGAUGGAGGAGGAAUAUUCAGAGAGUUCUUGAAUGAGCUGUUGAAGUCAGGCUUUAAUCCUAACCAAGGCUUCUUCAAGACAACUAAUGAAGGUCUUCUCUAUCCGAGUCCCACUGCAGAGAUGCUUGUGGGAGAAUCCUUUACCCGGCAUUACUACUUCCUUGGCAGGAUACUGGGAAAGGCGCUGUAUGAAAACAUGCUAGUGGAAUUGCCAUUUGCAAGUUUCUUCCUGUCCAAGCUCUUAGGCACCAGUGCAGAGGUGGACAUCCACCAUCUGGCCUCUCUAGACCCAGAGAUGUACCGAAAUCUGCUUUUCCUCAAGAGCUAUGAAGGUGAUGUGGAAGACCUCGGCCUUAACUUCACCGUGGUUAACAAUGAUCUUGGGGAGGCCCAGGUGGUCGAGCUCAAACCAGGGGGAAAGGACAUCCCGGUAACCACAGCCAACAGUAUAGCCUACAUCCAUUUAGUGGCCGAUUACCGUCUGAACAAACAGAUCCGAGCACACUGCCUGGCCUUUCGACAGGGCCUGGCCAACGUGGUCAACCUGGAGUGGCUGCGCAUGUUUGAUCAGCAGGAAAUUCAGGUACUGAUUUCUGGUGCACAUGUGCCCAUCUGUCUGGAAGACCUGAAGAGAUUUACUAACUACUCAGGUGGUUAUUCAGCCAAUCAUCCAGUGAUCAAAAUUUUCUGGGAUGUGGUGGAGAGCUUCAGCGAUGAGGAGAAACGCAAGCUGCUCAAGUUUGUUACAAGCUGCUCACGACCUCCGCUCUUAGGCUUCAAGGAGCUGUACCCAGCCUUUUGCAUCCAUAACGGAGGCACUGACCUGGAGCGUCUCCCUACCGCUAGCACUUGCAUGAACCUUCUCAAACUGCCAGAGUUCUGUGACCCUCAGCCAAUGAGGAACAAGUUGCUCUAUGCUAUUGAAUCCUCUGCUGGCUUUGAGCUCAGCUGAGGAAUACGUCAACUCCUAGAUGGCCUUGAAACCCAGACAAGAAUAUUCGUCUUUUGUCGUGGUGACCAGAUAGGAAAUGAUCAGAAUGGACAGACAGUGUGUCUGUGUGGAUCUACAGAGAUUUGGAGAAGGUGCUGGGGAACAAACAGUUUGAAGUUGUGGCACGGACAAAUAUAUGCUCAGUUUUAUUUUUAGUUCAAAGAAAGUAAUCUUGUAAAUAAUGCAUUUAUAAAUUCAAAGCAACAUCCAAGAAGGCGUCCAUUGAUCAAAAGCACUAACAUUGAACAGGAACAUCUGAAUGUUGGAGAUACAGAAGGAAUAAAAUGGCAACGCAAAAUGUACUUGUAGAUUUUCCUUGGUUUUGCGUUUCUAACGCCAGAGUGGAUGUUUUUAGACAAUGUCGUUUUACGGUUUCAACUGCUCUUUGUCGCCAUAGUGCAGCACAAUUUGAGUGUCUACCAAUAAAAUGUAUGCAUUUGCCUCACUAACUCAAGUCCAGUACACUGUACUAAACAGUUGGCUUGGUUUUAGGUCACACCGCUUCAGGUAUACAAAUACGCAUACAGGGCUUGCUAAUGGUGUAGCAUUCGCUGAAAACUCUGAGCUAUUUUCCAGGCUAAAAAUUAUUUUGUGGCUAAUGAGCCACCAACAAAAGAGUUUAAUAGAUUAGAGUCAUGGCAGGAUGCGUGAGGUUAACAGGGCUGGUAGAACAGUAGCACAGAAAAUGGUGUGUAGUCGUCUUGUUUUAAUCAUAUAAUAAAGAUGACUUGAAUUGGCUGAUUCAAGUCAAGUCACC
Messenger RNA from Sinocyclocheilus anshuiensis, 4244 nucleotides. RefSeq names its product ubiquitin protein ligase E3C (gene ube3c). Gene Ontology annotation, molecular function: protein binding; ubiquitin protein ligase activity. The record is from RefSeq and is a predicted model, not a curated record. Bases 206 to 3448 code for a protein of 1080 amino acids. The transcript has 24 exons. Gene Ontology annotation, biological process: ubiquitin-dependent protein catabolic process; protein polyubiquitination. NCBI's taxonomy places the organism in Eukaryota, Metazoa, Chordata, Actinopteri, Cypriniformes, Cyprinidae.